Molecule: messenger RNA, 2701 nt
Organism: Sorghum bicolor (sorghum)
Lineage: Eukaryota; Viridiplantae; Streptophyta; Magnoliopsida; Poales; Poaceae
Product: BTB/POZ domain and ankyrin repeat-containing protein NPR5
Exons: 2
Coding region: 849-2372 (507 amino acids)
Biological process (GO): plant organ development
Molecular function (GO): protein binding
Source: RefSeq, a predicted model, not a curated record
CGGGCAGGACAGGCACCCACAUUGCCUCCUCUUUCCCCCGUAUACAUACACCUCAAACCCCUCCCUACGAGACAGCCUCCCCUCCCUUCCCUUCCCUUCCCUUCCCUUCCCUUCCUUCCCUUCCCCUCCAAAAGAAAAAAAAAAUCUCCAUCGGCCUCGGCUGCCACAUACAUGAUACAGCAACAGUAGCCAGCCCCCAGUCCACCCUCUCGUCUCUCUUUCUUUCAAUCUUUCUCUCUCUAGAGAGAGAAGGAAAAGAAGCAGAAAAAGGAGGAGACAAUAACUCGAGAGGGAGAAAGGAGAGAGAGGGAGAGGCACACACACACUGCUGUGCUGCGAAGGGAUCGGAGAAGGAGGAGAGGAAGUGGUGGUGGUGGUGGUGACAGACAGCAGAACACAGAAGGGGAGAUGAAGAAGAUGAUGAAAAGAGAUGCGGAGGAUGCAGCACCAGCACAGGCGGCGGCGGCUGGAGUUUGAGCAGCAGCAGCAGCAGCAGCAGGCUGAGCCAAGAAAGCAGCAGCUGCAACCGCUUCUUCCAGUUCCCCCAGCUGCCUGACUCUUCCAGCCCAGCCGCCAGCAGGCUCAGUCGCCCAAGCAGCAAGCACCAAAGCGAUCGAGCUGCGCUGCGCUCCGUCCGUGCUGGUCCCCUCCCCUCCCCUCCCCUCCUCUCUGAUCCAUCCCACCCAAUUCCGCAGCUCCGCCGCCACCCUAGCUAUCUAGCUGCUGCAACCAAGCUAACACUCACUAGCAGCUACCGACUGAAGCUCAAGGCCAGGCCGGAUCGAUCGGAGCAGGGAGAUCGACCCGAGUCGAGUCGAGUCGAGCAGCCGGCGGACGGGCGGGCGGCCAUGGAGGACACGCUCAAGUCGCUGUCCAUGGACUACCUCAACCUGCUCAUCAACGGGCCGCAGGCCUUCAGCGACGUCACGUUCAACGUGGAGGGCCGCCUCGUGCACGCGCACCGCUGCAUCCUCGCCGCGCGCAGCCUCUUCUUCCGCAAGUUCUUCUGCGGCGCCGCCACCGCCGACCAGGCCGCCGCGCCAGGCGCGCUGCUGCUGGACCACCUCAGCCCGCGCUCUCCGUCCGGGGCUUCCUCCUCCUCCUCCCCGCGCGGCGGCGGCGCGGGAGCCGCCGCCGCCGCCGCCGCACCGGGCGCAGUCAUACCCGUGAACUCGGUCAGCUACGAGGUGUUCCUGCUGCUCCUGCAGUUCCUCUACAGCGGCCAGGUGUCCCUGGUGCCGCAGAAGGGGGAGCCCCGGCCGGGCUGCGGCGAGCGCGCUUGCUGGCAUACGCACUGCGCCGCCGCCGUCGACCUCGCGCUCGACACCCUCGCCGCCGCACGCUCCUUCGGCGUCGAGGAGCUCGCGCUCCUCACCCAGAAGCAGCUGGCCGCCAUGGUGGAGAAGGCGUCGAUCGAGGACGUGAUGAAGGUGCUCAUGGCGUCGCGGAAGCAGGACCUGCACCAGCUGUGGACCACGUGCUCCCACCUCGUCGCCAAGUCCGGGCUUCCCCCGGAGGUGCUGGCCAAGCACCUCCCCAUCGACGUGGUGGCCAAGAUCGACGAGCUCCGCCUCAAGUCAUCGCUGUCCCGCCGCUCGCCGUUCCUCGCGCACCACCACCCGUACCACCCGGCGGCGGGCGGCAUGGAGGCCUCGUCCGCGGCCGACAUCGACGACCACCACAAGAUCCGCCGCAUGCGCCGCGCGCUCGACUCCUCCGACGUCGAGCUUGUCAAGCUCAUGGUCAUGGGGGAAGGGCUCAACCUCGACGAGGCGCUCGCGCUGCACUACGCCGUGGAGAACUGCAGCCGGGAGGUCGUCAAGGCGCUGCUGGAGCUCGGCGCCGCCGACGUCAACCACCCCGCGGGCCCCGCCGGGAAGACGCCGCUCCACGUCGCCGCCGAGAUGGUCUGCCCGGACAUGGUCGCCGUGCUGCUCGACCACCACGCCGACCCCAACGUGCGCACCGUCGAGGGCGUCACGCCGCUCGACAUCCUCCGCACGCUCACCUCCGACUUCCUCUUCAAGGGCGCCGUGCCGGGGCUCGCGCACAUCGAGCCCAACAAGCUCCGGCUCUGCCUCGAGCUCGUGCAGUCAGCGGCCAUGGUCAUGUCGCGCGAGGACGCGCACACGGCGGCCGCCGCGGUCAACGCCGCGCCCAUGUACGGCGAGCCCUCCGGCGGCACCGUGUACAAUGCGAGCGGCACCAGCUCGAGCAUGGUGAACCUCAGCCUGGACAACAGGAUGGUGUACCUGAACCUAGGGAUGGACGCGCAGUUCGGCAAGAUGGGCGACGGCAGCGACGGCGAUGACGGCGGGAGCAGAGGCCAAGGGGGGCCGUCUUCUUUGUUCUCCCCUCAUGGCUACCAUUGACAAGCUGGGAGCUGCUGCUGCUCUACUAUCUCCUUGUAAGCUUAGAACUAAUUAAUUACAUGUUGUUAUUCAUAUCCACAUUACAGGAGAUUCUGAUGAUGAGAAUGAUGGUCAGAUAAUCCUUUUGCCCUCUAUCUAUCAUCCUCUGACUCUUUUAGCAGAGACGAUUAGAGAGAGAGAGAGAGAGAUCAUGCAUGCAGCGUGAUGCAUCAUCACAAGAGUUAUGGAUCUUGGUGAGUUAUUGUCUAGUUGUUGUAGCAGUUCUAUUGGCGGGGGUGUUGUUUUGGAAAUUUUAAGAGGUGUUUAAGAGGUAAAACUGUUUUUUUGUU